This is a messenger RNA of Fusarium keratoplasticum, 972 nucleotides long. Its product is annotated as Transaldolase. The transcript is spliced from 6 exons. Gene Ontology annotation, cellular component: intracellular anatomical structure; cytoplasm. The record is from RefSeq and is a predicted model, not a curated record. Gene Ontology annotation, molecular function: transaldolase activity. Bases 1 to 972 code for a protein of 323 amino acids. Gene Ontology annotation, biological process: pentose-phosphate shunt, non-oxidative branch; pentose-phosphate shunt; carbohydrate metabolic process. Lineage: Eukaryota; Fungi; Ascomycota; Sordariomycetes; Hypocreales; Nectriaceae.
AUGUCUACCUCUCUCGAUCAGCUCAAGGCCACCGGCACUACUGUUGUGUCCGACUCUGGUGACUUUGCCUCCAUUGGCAAGUACAAGCCUCAGGAUGCUACCACCAACCCCUCCCUCAUCCUCGCUGCCUCCAAGAAGGCCGAGUACGCCAAGCUGAUCGAUGUCGCCAUCGACUACGCUAAGCAGAAGGGUGGCUCUGUCGACCAGCAGGUUGACGAUGCCCUCGACCGCCUCCUCGUUGAGUUCGGCAAGGAGAUCCUCAAGAUCAUUCCCGGCAAGGUCUCCACUGAGGUUGAUGCCCGUUACUCUUUCGAUACCCAGGCCUCCGUCAACAAGGCCCUUCACCUUAUUGAGCUCUACGGUGAGCAGGGCAUCUCCAAGGACCGUGUCCUGAUCAAGAUUGCCGCUACCUGGGAGGGUAUCAAGGCCGCCGAGAUUCUUCAGCGCGACCACGGCAUCAACUGCAACCUUACCCUCAUGUUCUCGCUUGUCCAGGCCAUUGGCGCUGCCGAGGCCGGCGCCUACCUCAUCUCUCCCUUCGUCGGUCGCAUCCUUGACUGGUUCAAGGCUCACACCAAGAAGGAUUACGCCAAGGAGGAGGACCCCGGUGUCGCCUCUGUCAAGGCCAUCUUCAACUACUACAAGAAGUUCGGCUACAACACCAUUGUCAUGGGUGCCUCUUUCCGAAACACUGGCGAGAUCACCGAGCUUGCUGGCUGUGACUACCUGACCAUCUCCCCCAACCUGCUCGAGGAGCUCCUCAACUCCGAGGAGGCCGUCCCCAAGAAGCUCAACGCUGAGGAGGCCGCUGCUCUGGACCUCGAGAAGAAGACCUACAUCAACGAUGAGGCCCUCUUCCGCUUCGACUUCAACGAGGACCAGAUGGCCGUCGAGAAGCUCCGUGAGGGUAUCAGCAAGUUCGCUGCUGACGCCGUUACCCUCAAGGGUAUCCUCAAGGAGAAGCUCGCCUAA